CAAUAAAUUGAAAUUGUUGAAUGAUGGUUCCUGAUGUCUUUCAACUCGAUGCAGAUACCAACGUGGAAACAAAACAGUCCAAGGUUACAACAGGUAACUCAGCAACAACAGAAGAACGAAUAAGUAAUAAAGAGACAACUCCUUGGAAAGUACCUUCAGGAGAACCAAAAAAUGUAGGAAGACCACAGCAACUACAAGAUGUAGCAGCUACUUGGAGUCCAGAUAGUGGAAGACACGCGUUGCAGAUUCCGAAAAGUAUGAAGAAUGUUGGAGGCCAUUCAUCUUCAGAAGCUUCGUCUGACACUGAUUCAACUCAAAGUGUUCCCUCAGGUGAUAAUAACUCUUUUUUGGAAAUUGGAUUGGUUGUAUUUACUUUUUCUAUAGAAGAACUGCAACCGAAGAGGUCUGUGAGUAUUUUGGCUUCGAGCAUUCAAAAUCUAGGUAGGCGCUAUUUACCUCACGACAGCGACGACGAGGAAGAGGAAAAGACAAGUCUACUUGUCAAUUCGGGAAAACCAAAACUGCACAGACACUUGGAAAGAAGUGUUACUAUUGACUUUGAUGGUCAGCUCGGCUCUCGACUGGGCGAUAAAUUAUCCUCCAAGGUCGCCUCUGUAAGAAGCAUAAAGGGCCCCAGAAGGUCACGUUAUAGACAUAGAGAUGCCUUGCGUGCUAUGAUUGAAGCAGAGAAUAAAUGGCAACCUGCUGGAAAACGAUAUAUGGUUCCUCGAGCAGAAACUUUUUCAAAUAAGAUUACGACUAGUCCAACUAUGGGACCUUUAGGUUCACCAGUGGUUUCUCCUCAGGAAAGCCACACUUCAGCUGCUUCUAGCCAUGGCUCGGAAACUUCAACACAGAGAAAAUUUGAAACAGAUAUUCCUGUAACUGCUUAUAUUUGUGAAUAUAGUCAAACAACAUUUCGUGAAUUGUAUACAGAAGAUCUCGCAGGUUUCUUCAAUAGCCACGAAGAUGAGUUGGGAAUUAUUCGAUGGAUCCAUAUUUGUUCUCAAGACAGCCCGCAACCUGCAUUGAUGCUUUUGGAUAGCAAAUAUCGACUUCAUCCUUUGGCUAUUGAAGAUGUUUGUUACACACCUCAGCGACCCAAAAUUGAUAGAUAUGACUGGAUGCUAUUCAUUGUUGCACAUUAUCCACAGUUGAAAGAUGAACCUGGUGGAUUGGAAUUGUCGUUAAAUCAAGUUUCCAUAUUCUUUCUGAAACCUUCUAAUGUUGUAAUUACUUUUGAAGAACCAUCGACCUCUGGAAAGAAUGGAAGAUGGAGUCAUGUGGUUAGGGAACGGCUUACAUUUAGUACAGAUGAUAUUCGUAUUCGUGAUUUAUCAUUUCUUGUAUAUUCUAUUCUUGAUGCUCUUAUUGAUAGUUAUUUUCCCGUUUUAGAGUUUUAUGGAGAGCGAAUCGAAGAAAUCGAAGCGGAAUUGAUGGAUGAACCUAAACCAGAUCUUAUAAAAGGCAUUAAUAGAUUGAAACGAGAUAUGUUCACUAUGCGCCGCAAUACUUGGCCAUUGAGAGACAUGUUUGGUCGCCUAAUUACGUUGCCUGAAGUAACGAGCAACACCAAAAUGUAUCUCCGUGACUGUUUUGAUCAUAUCAUACAGAUCAUUGAUAUAUUGGAAGUAUACCGGGAUAGUUCUAUGGGUCUUAUCGAUAUUUAUUUGAGUGGUGCAAAUAACAAAAUGCAAGAAGUUAUGAAAACAUUGACCAUCAUCAGCACCAUAUUUAUUCCAUUAACAUUUAUUACUGGAGUGUAUGGAAUGAAUUUUAGUUUUAUGCCAGAAUUGGAAUAUGAUUAUGGAUAUUUCUUUUUUUGGUAAGUGAAGAAUAUAGCCCAUGUUGAAGCUUCUAUUUAGAUUGUGAAGGGUAUUGGUCAUUAUGAUCGUCAGCUUUCAAGUGUAUAUAUUCAGAAAACGAGGUUGGUUAUGAAAUGUGUCGGUUAACGAUGAUUAUAAAGAGCAUACGUCACAUACAUAA
Galdieria sulphuraria is the source of this 1986-nucleotide messenger RNA. Its product is annotated as metal ion (Mn2+/Co2+) transporter, MIT family isoform 1. Lineage: Eukaryota; Rhodophyta; Bangiophyceae; Galdieriales; Galdieriaceae. The coding region runs from base 21 to 1829 and encodes 602 amino acids. The record is from RefSeq and is a predicted model, not a curated record. Gene Ontology annotation, molecular function: cobalt ion binding; magnesium ion binding; magnesium ion transmembrane transporter activity. The transcript has 8 exons. Gene Ontology annotation, cellular component: membrane. Gene Ontology annotation, biological process: cobalt ion transport; magnesium ion transport.